Molecule: messenger RNA, 695 nt
Organism: Aspergillus pseudonomiae
Lineage: Eukaryota; Fungi; Ascomycota; Eurotiomycetes; Eurotiales; Aspergillaceae
Exons: 1
Coding region: 42-485 (147 amino acids)
Source: RefSeq, a predicted model, not a curated record
AGAAGACAUAUAUUCACCACAAACAGAGCGAGAGUCGUGUAAUGUACAGCCACCGCCGUGCAGACCAACCACUAGCAGAGCUACUAGUAGUUCAACAAAAGAACCCGAAGACGGCUACACCGGUACUUGGACGCGCACAUCUCCGUGCACUACAAGUUCGGCUUCGGCUACAUUUAAUUCCUCACAGACCAAACCCGAUGGAUGCCCGUCCAUGGGUCAACAAGCCAAUUGUGAAUUGGCAAGGCCAAGCAUUUAUCGGCUCCCCACUGUCAGACACGAUGAUUGGAGGGUAUGAAGACAAGCACGACAAGCAUUUCCACACUUUCCCAACACGGCAUUCUUUAGCGCUGCCCCGUGGAGUCCCGGAUAUAACGAUGGGCAAAACUGUGGAGGAGGAAUGGGAAAGUGUGGGGUUGUUUACCAGAAGUUGUCCCGGGACAGGGCCUGUGUCACAAUAUGAGCAUUUCUUUGUCGAUUUGUUUUAAAGGGUAGCUUUACAGAAUUGUUGAUGACUAGGGAUUCGUCGAUGAUAUAUAGCGGUGUCUAUGUAACGGGGUACAAUGAACAUGAUGACUGCUCGGUAUACCGACGAAGCUCGCGGGAACUGACUCCCUGUUGUGGUAACCGAGAUGUCGGUGACUCGCCGAUGUCAAAGCCAUUUUUAGGCUCCUCUAUCGGCCGGCAACAAAGCCGUC